Molecule: messenger RNA, 2999 nt
Organism: Erigeron canadensis
Lineage: Eukaryota; Viridiplantae; Streptophyta; Magnoliopsida; Asterales; Asteraceae
Product: lysM domain receptor-like kinase 3
Exons: 2
Coding region: 192-1562 (456 amino acids)
Biological process (GO): protein phosphorylation
Molecular function (GO): ATP binding; protein kinase activity
Source: RefSeq, a predicted model, not a curated record
AUAGACGAGGAGCAUGAGAUAUACACUAAACAAAUAAGCCCACGCGCUACUCGCUUUCUAUUCACCAAACUUAUUUUCUUUCAUACACAAAUUAAGCAAGCGAUGUUAUCAUCUGAGCCUGACUCGACUCCAUUUAAAUUUCUAUGGUUUUAGUAAUUCUUUAAAUCCCCUUUCCCAACAAACAAUCAUAUAUGUGCAGAACAAAAAUGGCUGUAAAUGCAUCUGAACCUCCUAAAUUAACAAGAAGAACAAGGAGUUCCUCAUCAUCUACAACACCACAAACCACCACCACCACACAACCAAUUCCAAUGGCAACCACAUCAUCAUCAUCAUCAUCAACAAGCAAUAUCACAACCACUAGCCACAGUUCCGCCACCGUAACCGUCAGCGCUACCAACUCCGGCUCAGGUUACAGACUCAAUGACUCAACAGCCACCGCAGACGCAUCAUUUUCCACCAGAGCUUCACUCCACAGUCUCCGCAAUUCCUUACCUGAAAACACACACAUCUACGAUUUCGCCGAAAUCCGCUCCGCAACUAACAAUUUCCUAACCAAACGCUUUUCAUCGGCUUCUUCUUCGGCGUCGCCGUCGUGGCGGUGUACUCUUCGCGGCAAAGAAGUUUUGUUGUUUCAGAGGAAGCUUCGCCGUCCGAUACUUGAUUCCGAAUUACGUGAGAAGUUAUCGGUGAUAUAUAAAAGUCAUCAUAUAAAUAUAAUCAAGCUUCUAGGAGCUUCGAUUUCAGGUGAUUAUAUUUACUUAGCCUAUGAUUUUACUGCCGGUGCUAAUUUAACUGAUUGUUUACGUAACAAACGGAAUCCGAAUUUCACGGUAUUGUCCACGUGGAUGUCACGGAUACAGAUCGCAACUGAUCUGGCUUCAGGAUUAGACUACAUACAUAAUAAUGCUGGUUUGAAUACUAAUCUAGUUCAUAAGUAUGUUAAAUCCAGUAGCGUUAUUGUUACAGAACCGUCUUUUAAUGCUAAGAUUUGUCAUUUUGGUACCGCCGAGUUGUGCGGUGAGACGGUUGUGAAGGCGGCUAAAUCUGUGAAGAAAGUGGAGGAAAAUAACACUGAGAUUGUUGAAACUGUGUCACCUGUUGCUAAAUUGGUGAGAUCUGAUAGUAGAGGGAUGAGAUUCGAAGGAAUUAAUGGUUAUAUGGCGCCUGAGUUUAACGGACUCGCCACACAAGAAUCCGAUAUUUACGCUUUUGGUGUUGUGAUUUUAGAGUUGUUAUCAGGUGAAGAGCCGGUGAAGUAUAAGUAUGAUAAGGAGAGUGGGAAUCAUUUGAAAAUUUUGAUUGUUGAGAGUGCGAGAAAUGUGGUGAAAGAUGAAGGGAGGUUGAGGCGGUGGGUGGAUAGAAGGUUGAAGGAUUCUUUUCCGGUGGUGGUGGCCGAGAAGUUGACCCGAAUUGCGUUGAAUUGUGUGGACGAGGAUCCGAAUAAAAGGCCUAACAUGAGCCGUGUGGCGGGUAAGGUUUCCAAAUUGUAUUUGGAUUCAAGAAAAUGGGCAGAUACUAUUCAGGCUCCAACUGACUUUACGACUUCUUACGCCCCAAGGUGAAAGGUGAUGGUUUUGUUCCUCCCACUACUAAUUUUAGGAUCCUGUUCACAUUGGGUUUGUUUAAGUAUAUCUAAACUGACUGAUGAUAGGCUUAUUUAAAUAUGUUUAAACUAAUGCUAGGUUGUUAACUUACUUAAUCAAAGAUUAUUCUAUUGUAGGUUUACUUUUUCAAGUAAAUUAUUGUAUUGAUGUCCCCAUAGAAUCAUAUACAAUUACAACUCUUAAGAUUUAUGCUUCAAGUGUAAACAAACACAACAAUUAUACAAAAUGUAAAACUGUAAAUCUUAUUAUACAAUCAGAGCAACUAUUUGAUCAAGUUCUUUCAUGUAUAAUGUUGAUAGCACAUCUUUUUCAUAUUAAUACUUUGGUGUGUUAAAAGAAAUUGCGGUUUGUUUCAAUCGGUUUCAGUCUUUCAGACGACUAUAUAAAAAUCAAGACAGAGACAGAAGAAUCCGAAAUGCUACGUAGUGUAUGGGAAUCAUAAAGUAUCAAUGGCUGCUUUUGUAGAGAAAAUGAGAAAUGGUAAUAAAACAGAACAAGCUAUUAUAUGUAAUAGGUAGAACGUUAAUACAGAAAUCAUCCAUUAAUUGAAAUGUUUAAUCAGUCAACCUGAUCAGGUUUAGUGGAUUACAAUCAGAAUUAUAAUUAAACCAAACCAUGUGGUUAACCAACUAAAGUUACUAUCUAUCAAGUUUGGAUAUUCUGUGGUUAAUAAUCGGUAUCUAACUGUACUUGACCGAAAACAGACCUAUGCAGUGUGGUGAAAGGCCAAAAUGGUAAUAGUGAUCUUUAAUCUAAAAUCUUAUAGUAUUUUGAAAGGUUGGAACAAGAAAGGAUCAGGUUGAUGCCUGCAGUGACAAGAUGUAUCUGAAGAGGCACUUGACACAGUUUUAGACUCCUGGAUAUUCCUUCCUCUGUUCAAGUUUCCUUGGAUAAGGAUGAAUCACUGAGAGCUCCCUUACCCGGCAUAAGAUAUCUUCUGCAUGAUCUUAGAAGAGUUCGCCACUUAUCCUGAAAAUGUCCAUAAACAUGAAUCAGAUUCUGUAACUUCACAACUGAAAUGACAACACAAACCUACCUUUAAACCUGAUGCUGUCCGAUGCGGACUUCCUGAGAAAAACUGUCUUUUCAUCAUCGUCCAUCUCCCGACACCACAUUCAGAGACUCCCUUAAUCAAAGUUAAAACUUCAGGAAGCGACCACAACUUAUGUUUUUUCCAUUUUAUUCUUUCAGACUCGGUUCUAUCACUGAAAUCAUCAUGCAACUCAUUUUGAUUCAUUGAUUUGCCUCCAAACCUCCUAGUCUUAUGCCACCCUUUUCUCUCAUCUAAGAGACUAUUCUCACCUUUCAAAUUUGACGAGUUGUAUACAAGAUUACUGACCUCCGAAUAGGGUUUCAAUUUAUCAUAAUUUGCAGGUUUCCUUCUUUUCACAUUUC